AUGAGGGCCAUCAACCUUCCAUACCGACUCAGAAACUCUCAUGUGAACAUUGCCGAGGGCGAAAGACAGAAGAAACAACGAACUCUUGACUCGACCACGUGCAAAAACAAAAUUGAGGAAAUAUCGGGGAAGCUUGACCAAAUACGAUCCGUGAUCGAUACAAUCCGACUUCCACCCAAUCCUGUUGAUAAAACUUCUCUCGACUCGCAAUUAUCCCCCUAUCCGCAUCUGUCGUGGAAUCUAACCCCUCAGUCUCAACCGCGGGGCCUAUCCUCAUUACCAAGUACGACGCAAGGCAAUGUAUGUGACGCUGAUUCAGAGGGAGAAGCGUCACUCAAGACACACGCUGCAUAUGCUGCCGACCUGGUCGAACAGAUGGUAGGCAGCACCUACACUGGAGUAAAGUCGGAUAUAAUGUCUAGUCUCGAUGCGUUGCGGAAUAUUGUACAGACCAACAAGCAACGGGAGUCCAAGAGAGGGAAUUCACUACCUUGCAACCCAGUGGAGCCUUCCCUUCUCGGAGGCUUGGAGAUGCCACCAUUAGAAACAGCCAUGACGUGUCUGAAUAUGCUCAAAGAGCGCGAAACUAUCCUUUAUGUCUGUCUUUUCGAAAUCGAAUCUCUUGGAGAGUUCGUCGAGUAUCUGCUUUGCUGCUACUUAAAAAGGCCAUCGCAUGCACAUCUUAUGAUUGCAAAUGCCGGCCUGGCUCGGGCAUUUAACGAGUGCGUUUGCUACGAUAUGGAACCCGGGAUACGAAUUGAAUACGAGCGGAGAGCAGGAAACUGUCGUCAGAACUUGGAGAUCCUCAUGUCUCAGCUUCCUUUUUCUGCAUCUCAUAACUUCGACUUGGCGCUUGCCUUGUCAAUGGCUUCAACCGAAUACAUGACCUUGUCUAGACCACGAAUGGCCUGGAAACUUGCGGUUCACUCGGCGCACAUAUGUCAUUCCCUAGGAUACAACCGCAACGACACUCUUGGGGUAGAAUCUUCUAUUGCUACCAGGCGACAAAGAAGACUAUUCCUGGGCAUUUUCGUCACGGAGAAAUCGCUUGCCUUCCGAUUGGGGAAGGCGUCAACAAUUCGCAGUAGCGAUGUACCUUUGGUGGACGCCGGAAUCCUUGAAGGUUAUAACGUCUACUUGAAACCAUUUUGGCAUAAAUGGGUAGCCAUUUCACUUCUACAAGACGAGGUAUACGACAGUCUUUGUAGCCCACGAGCACUGAUUCAAUCAGCCGCCGAAAGAGAAGUCAAAGCCCGCACUCUCGCGGCGCAGAUGGAGAACUUGCUCUUCAAUCAGGACGCUGCUGAAGUACCAUUCACCAAGCCUGACAAAUAUCCAUCCCCCGGCUGA
This is a messenger RNA of Penicillium cosmopolitanum, 1350 nucleotides long. Its product is annotated as fungal specific transcription factor domain-containing protein. The record is from RefSeq and is a predicted model, not a curated record. Bases 1 to 1350 code for a protein of 449 amino acids. The transcript has 6 exons. Lineage: Eukaryota; Fungi; Ascomycota; Eurotiomycetes; Eurotiales; Aspergillaceae.